Messenger RNA from Cylicocyclus nassatus, 1986 nucleotides. The record is from the annotation of a GenBank genome assembly. NCBI's taxonomy places the organism in Eukaryota, Metazoa, Nematoda, Chromadorea, Rhabditida, Strongylidae.
AAACGAAAACAGCCAAUGCCAUAUACUGGUUUCGUAUCACAUGUUCGGCACAGCUAUAAAAAGGCCGUUGGUCACGUGGAGUGUGCCUAGCGGAGCGUAAUUCUCUCAACAAACCAUUGCGAACAGCGAUAACGUAGCCGCACAUCCCACCUCCUACGACGAAAACUCACACAUUCUCUAGACGUUUCUGUUUCGAAAAGGCUGUGCUAAUAAAAUGAAGCGUAAGGGUUGCGUCAAGCAUCGGGAUCACGUGGCUGAGCGACUUAUGCGAUGUAGAGCGACAAAAAGGUUAUCAGCGGUUUCUGGCUGUAGCUCGGUAGUACGCAGUGAUUCUAUGGAGGAUGGCGGCUCGUCAACGACUACUCUUCUUGUAUCGUUGUGCGAGCGUGAACGCUGCUUCUACACUGCCGGCCGUCUACCUGCCAGAUUGCCUCAGGGUGAAGGUGUGAUCGGUUGGUCAUGCCGUGAUCGUGAAGCGGCAUGGAUCUGUUCGGCGGCUCGACGACUUGGUCUAGAUGUCGAUUCAUUCACUCUUGCCGUUGCAUUACUCGAUCGAGUUAUUUGUGGAACAAGAGUUCCCACGAAAUACGUGAACUGUGUAGCAGCAGCAUGUCUAUCAUUGGCGAAAAAAUUGUGUGAAGAUCAUGAAGAAGAUGCUUCGUUAUACCUACAAAGACUUCGACUUUCUUAUAGUGCAAGAGAGCUGAAACGUAUGGAGCUACGUAUAUUAGAAUUGCUUGGUUGGGAUGCGCAUUUACCAUCGUUCGAUCGUUUUCUUGUCGCUCUGCUGAAAUCGAUGGGAGGUGAAUGGUUGAUGUCACCGUUGAGAGUGCACAUUGAAGCAAUAGUGUGCGACUCAUCGGUGAUGUCCCAGUUCCCACCAUCGACAUUAGCUUUGUCUGUUGUAAGUUUGCUUAUAGAAGCCACAAGCAAACAAUGGAUGCCAGCUAUUCAGACGCAGAUCAAGCUCUGUAAGACCGAUCCAUGUGAACUGCUACGUUGUCGUGAACGAUUGUCGAACGUUUGGUCACGUACCCUAUAUCCACAGCGUCCUGCCGCGGUCCUUCGCUUGUCGUUACCGCAAGUCCCGGCGGUAAUACUACUACAACAACAACGUCUACUACCGAGCCCGAGUUUACCUCACCCCGGGCACCGCAACCCACUCCGUGCUGAAAUGUUCCCAUCAAUCUUCGUUGUUGGAGUGCGUAGUUUCUGUUAUGCCGUCCGUGAGAGGCACACUGACGUUCAAUCGAACGCGUCGUCAACUGUGCGGAUUCUGUAGUAUUACUACUUCCUGUUCACUCUGUACUGUCAUGCUAACCUAACUCACCGCCUCACACCCCCCCCCCCUCUUCUACCUUUACUCCGUCACAGUAUAAUCCCGCCAUCCUGGCUUUGUGAAUAUCAUGAGCGGCAGGUCCGUGAUUGCACACAGUUACACUACGCCCACAUCUUGGCAUAUGAGUCUUUUUUUAGUGGGAAGAGCAACUGAAAAUCACCUGCUUGUCUAAUAAUGCCUAGGUCUCUUCCCGGCUAGCUUGUUUUUUUUUUGUUGUAGAUAAGUGUUGUUUAGUAAUGCGCUGUAACACCCAAAGUGUCCGUAGAGCAGUUAAUUUGACCAUUCUUGCUGAUCUGGACUUGUCCCUAGUUUAUCUGUUGUAAACACGAUUGAUCAUUAGCUAAACACCUGUUGAUAAUAUUUCUUCUUCUUUGAAUUUCACUGUUCUCACGCGGUGUUACGGUAAUUGAAAAUGUGUGUACUCUUUUUAUCAACUCAUGUCGUACUCAUGAUUUUUUUACCUCCAUGUGUUUGUUGUUUUGCUUUCAUCUUCUUCUGUAAAAUAGUCUAUCUAGAUGUUUUGUUGUAUACUCUAUCGUGCAUCUAUAUACCUAAAAGGUUAUUUCGUUUCUUCUUUUCCUUUCUUCUUAUCUAAUGCACUUUUGGCGUACAAUAACAAAUGCCUCUCAUGGACGUGUUUCCUGUGA